Nematocida homosporus is the source of this 2334-nucleotide messenger RNA. RefSeq lists its product as uncharacterized. The transcript has a single exon. The record is from RefSeq and is a predicted model, not a curated record. The annotation marks the transcript as partial. NCBI's taxonomy places the organism in Eukaryota, Fungi, Microsporidia.
AUGUCUUAUCUUGAAAUAGUUAGAGGUGUGAAUAGAAAUAGGCUUUAUCGCGGUCAAGCGAUUAGAAAUAGGAUCGUAGUUGUGCUGUAUUCUUUAUUGGUAGUGUUAGGUAGUGUUAGAGGGGGGUGUGGUGAUGGUAUGUGUGAUAGUAAAGUAGGCGGUGUUAGUGAUGUUGAUGUGCAGGAAAUAACAGCUCCGGUGGGUUGGGAAAAAUCACCGAAGAUGACUGAAGACCUAAAGGCACUUGGGUUUUUGUUUCGGCAUGAAGAGAGUAUCGUCUAUGUUAAGAAGCACAUGACUGAAGAAGUAACAGUGCCUGUCUCGGACUCUACUGUAGCUUUAACUUCAACUAACUCCACCGAAAGAAUAGAUCAACCUAUGGUGUUGUGGCCUGAGCCCGAGUUGAAAUUCACAAUGCCUAAAACUAGUGAAGUAGACAAAUUGCAGAAGGUUUUGAAGGCAUUGAAGGAUAUUGUUGUUAUCAAAGCCGAAAAGGCGGUGUUUGUAUAUCAACUAGAGUAUUUAGGGAGGUGUGAGGACAAGUUAAAAGCUAUAUCUCGAGUUAUCAACAUGUUAGAGUGUGAGGAGCUGGAACUUAGAAUAGAAGAGUAUGACAUAGAGAGAUACUCGCAUUGGGCUAGUGAAGUAGAGCCCAGUUUGACCGAAUUAGAGGAAACAAUUAAGUUUGCUGCUUCGAAUUCAAAGCACAAUCUCACAAUUAACGUCUGUUGUUUGAACCCAUCUAGGGUAGAUCUUAGCCCCUUGAACAUGUCCCUGCGAAACCUAGCUUCCAAACCCGCUCUGAUAGUGACAAUAAUGCAAAAACUAAACAAUCUUCUAACCUAUUCCGAAUCAGAGAACCUAUCUAGGGAUUUAUCUGAAGUCCUGGCCAGCACCAAUAUUGAUUGCACAGCUCUCCACAAUCAAGAAAUCCAAUGCCAAAAGAUUGUUAUUCACCCAAACUGUGUGUUAACAUUAACUGGUCUUGAGAAUGCUACUACUAACAUUCAUUCCGAAAUAGUUCUAGAGCUGCGUUGGGACAUUCUUCUCUAUCUUAUCAGGCGCAAUAAUCCUAUCAUUAAUGUUCAUACUAUUAUAGCUCUUAGUCCCGCAUCUACUAAGGAACUAUUUCAACAUCUUCUUCAAGAGCAACCAUUCUCCACUCCCCGAAUCCUUGCCACUAAAAUAGCUACCAAAACCAACAUCAAAGGUUGUUGGUGUCUUGAGAACACGUAUAACCAAUACUACAACCCCGAAGUAUAUGCCAAAUAUGGUAUAUCUGUUGACGAGAGCACAAUUGAGUAUACGAAAAGACAAGAUGGUUUGUUAGAUACGUUAAAGGUCCUUGAAAAGAAUCUAUAUGUGGAUUGUAAGAAGUCGAUAGAACAUGUGAUCGCAAAUGGGAUCAAAUGUCCUGCUGAGGAUUGCAGCAAUAACAAAUUGGAACUUCAAGAACCAGUUGAGAUCAACCUUGAAAGUUUAUAUGAUGAUGGUAAUUCUGAAUUUAACAAUUAUGAUAUUGACAUCGGCAUUGACCCGAAUAUUCUUUUCUGCCAGAACAUACACUAUACAGACAUCAACAUCAACGGAUGUGACGAUUAUAAGGCUAGCGAGGCCUGCCAAACCCUUUUAAGCCCAUUCGUCAAUAUUACUGCUCGCACACUUAGAAUCUCGAAUAUUUAUUGUUGUACAGUCUACACCUUUGAUCUAUCUAUGAUAGAAGGAGAUGACGCACUCCCUGAAAUCUGCCGACGCCGUCUUGAUCUUAAGACCUUGAUACUAGACAAUGUUGAUGGUAGCCUUGUUUACUGGAUCCUAAACAACUACACAUUUGCCGAUUCUAUGGAAGUGUAUAUCCUGAACCAAGACUACAGUAAUCUUAAUAUUACCCAAAUCCUCAGCCACCCUACAUACCGGAAGAUCUCCAAACUUGUGCUCAAUGACUUUAUUGGAUUAGAUGAGGUGAGGUUGUAUGAGGAGUAUAAGAAAGAAGGUAGACUCACUGAACUCUCAUUAUUCAAUUACAUAGAAGCAAUGAAAGCCGAAAACAAAACCACCACGGAUCUUGGUCUUAACAAACUGAUGUUGCAACUGGAAGGUGUUGAUUGCAAUAAGUAUGCUGAAAUCUUAACUGAGUUUAAGAAUAUUGGUAUUCAAUGCGAGGAGGUUCCUUUUGCGGUUAUUGUUGAUCGUCAAAUAGCGAAUUGCAACUCUUAUAUAAGGGCGGCCACCUAUGCUGUUUUGAGAAAUUCCAACAAAUCAUUUGAUAAGGAGCUGGUACUCAGAAACAUUAAUCUACAAGACUUAGAAGCGGAUCUUGCCAGUCGAUGCACC